GCUUCCGUCCCGGAGCGCGGUCCGGGCUAGAAUCGCAGGAGUAGGAGGGGAGCGAGCCAGAAGGAUCCCAAGCCGCCGAGCGCGGUGCCCCUUUCUUCUGUCGCGGAUGACUUGGGAGCUCGGGCCCAAGAGCCGCCCGUGCAGUACACCUAAGCUCCGCCGAACCAGAGUUGAUGAAAAAACAGCUAACCGGCUCCGCUGCGGAGAGCCAUGAGCUGUCUGGAUGUUAUGUACCAAGUGUAUGGUCCUCCGCAGCCUUACUUCGCAGCCGCCUACACGCCCUACCACCAGAAACUAGCCUAUUACUCUAAAAUGCAGGAAGCCCAAGAGUGCAAUGCCAGCCCCAGCAGCAGUGCCAGCGGCAGCUCCUCGUUUUCCAGUCAAACCCCAGCCAGUAUCAAAGAGGAAGAAAGCAGCCCAGAGAAAGAAUGCCCACCAGAGGCGGAGUACAUCAACUCCCGCUGCGUUCUCUUCACCUAUUUCCAAGGGGACAUCAGCUCUGUGGUGGAUGAACAUUUCAGCAGAGCCCUGAGCCAACCCAGCAGCUACUCCCCCAGCUGUACUAGUAGCAAAGCACCUAGGAGCUCUGGGCCCUGGCAAGACGGUUCCUUCCCGAUGAGCCAGCGCAGCUUCCCCGCCUCCUUCUGGAACAGCGCGUAUCAGACGCCGGUGCCCGCGCCGCUGGGCAGCCCGCUGGCCGCCGCGCACUCGGAGCUGCCCUUCGCAGCCGCCGACCCCUACCCUCCGGCCGCGCUGCACGGCCACCUGCACCAGGGCGCGACAGAGCCGUGGCACCACGCGCACCCACACCACGCGCACCCGCACCACCCCUACGCUCUGGGCGGCGCCCUCGGAGCCCAGGCUGCCGCCUACCCGCGCCCCGCCGCGGUGCACGAGGUCUACGCGCCCCACUUCGACCCGCGCUACGGGCCGCUGCUGAUGCCCGCCGCCUCGGGGCGCCCGGGCCGCCUCGCACCCGCCCCGGCCCCGGCGCCUGGCAGCCCGCCCUGCGAGCUCUCGGCCAAGAGCGAGCAGGCCGGCGCCGCGUGGGCCGCGCCCGGGGGACCCUUCGCCAGCCCCGCAGGGGAGGUGGCCCAGGGCUUGGGCCUCAGCGUGGAUUCAGCUCGCCGCUAUUCUCUUUGUGGUGCGUCCCUCCUGAGCUGAUCUGCUGACCCAGGGUUUCCCCUUCCCUUUCCCUCUGACCAGCCUUGGAGGCUCAGCACCUGUGCCUCUCACUUCGUGGAUGAGGACGUGGGGGGAAUGCAGAGACUUCAAACUUCUCCGUGUAUGGAAAACCAAGAACCACAACUACAGAAAUUUCAUCUAAUACUAAUUCCCACUGCUGUAAGAGCGGAUGGACCCAAAGACUCUGAAUCAUGUUGGCCAAAACAGUGGAAAUAUCUGUGGUGAAAUCACUUAGUCAGGUGAUAGGAUAUCAUAAGCUUUCUUGGAAAGGGGGAAAGACAAGGAGACUUUUGGUGUGAAUAUUUUUUAUGCUGAUGUGAAUUCUUUCAUUAGGUAGUGUGAGCAUAGCACUACUGACAUGGAUAUCCUCAGAUUUAAAAUUGUGUAUUUGCAUCGAAGACUGUGGUAGAGAUGUAAAAAGAAGCAGAUUCCUUCUUCCUCUGCGCUCAGCCUCCAGCUCCCUUCCUGCCCAUCAUCUCCCCACAACACCCACUCCAGACACAGAGAAACACUUUUUCCUUUGGACUGUGAACAUGGAAGCCUCAGUCUGAAUGUGAGUGGCAAGUGGCUUAUCUCAAGCCACCUGCCCGAGUCUUACUGCAAUGCAGCUGUUGUAGGACAACUGUUUAAAACUCCAGAAAUACAUCCAUCCACCAAGGUGGCACUUCCCAGUGUUUGGCAGAACAAUUGCAAUGGCACUGGAUGUAUUUUAUAUAUAUGUAUGUAUGUAUAUCAUUUUUUUUACAAGGAACAUUUUACGAUGAAAGAAGAAACUCUUCUCUGCUUGCUUUCCCACAAAUUCUGUCCUUCAUCUAUGGUCUGGAUGAAAAAAGCAAAAAGAGACCCCCGUUUUUCCAUGGGAAAGAACUAAGACUCAUCACGAGGGGAAGAAACGUCCAUGGAGUCUGCAAUACCUCAAAUAUUUUUCUCAGUCUGUGUGGUUUGGUCACUUUAGUGUUGGGGCAGGGGCAGAGGCCUGUGCCCGGGCAAAGCUGAAGGUGAUGAGGAAGAAGAAAUGAACAUUAAAGAUGUCUAUUUACUGUG
Messenger RNA from Otolemur garnettii (small-eared galago), 2229 nucleotides. RefSeq names its product vestigial like family member 2 (gene VGLL2). Gene Ontology annotation, biological process: regulation of transcription by RNA polymerase II. The transcript is spliced from 4 exons. Gene Ontology annotation, cellular component: nucleus. Bases 211 to 1164 code for a protein of 317 amino acids. Lineage: Eukaryota; Metazoa; Chordata; Mammalia; Primates; Galagidae. The record is from RefSeq and is a predicted model, not a curated record.